AUGAACUAUUCGCUUGGUAAAACUUCAGUAUUUGUGAUAGCAGCUGAUUUCAACAAUGAUUCAAAUAUGGACCUAGCCGUAGCUGUCUGGUGUGCCAAUGUCGUUAGUGUGCUGCUCGGCUACGGAAAUGGUAAUUUUCAUACUGCAAUUAACUACAUGGUUGGUAGAGUCCCAUCAUCUGACUUUAAUAAUGACGAAAAUUUGCAUUUGAGAGUGACCAAUGGUAGUGCAAACACGGUCAGUGUUCUACUUGGAGAUGGAAAUGGUAUAUUUCAAAGUCCAAUGCAGUAUUCAACUGGUAGGAAACCAUAUUAUGUGAUGGCAGCUGAUUUUAACAAUGAUAAAAAAGCAGGAUCUGGUAAUUGCAAAUUAUUGGGACGAUGCUGUGAGUGUGCUCCUUGGUAA
Rotaria socialis is the source of this 405-nucleotide messenger RNA. NCBI's taxonomy places the organism in Eukaryota, Metazoa, Rotifera, Eurotatoria, Philodinida, Philodinidae. The record is from the annotation of a GenBank genome assembly.